UACCCGAUUCGCGGCAUCUGGUACUUCUCGCGACACAGAGAGUUCUGGCCUCUUCUCUUUGGAAGGCUGCUGCCUCUGUCUCUGAUCUCGUUCUUCGUAUACUUUGUUCUGUUCUCGUUCGCCUUCCUUCCGCAAUUCUUAUUCCUGGCCAUCUUCCAUGGCUGGGGCGCGUGGGUUAACGCCGUUGUGCUUGUGUUGGGUGAAGGAUUGGUGAUCAUCCAGGGUCUCUUUGAGGGCUUCUUUGUCGAUGAAUGUCGAGUGGAUGUUUUUGACGCCACUCUUAUCAAUCUCUCACUGAAAGACUUGAUCUCUCCUCACCGCAUCCUGUUCGAAGAUGCACCUAAUGCAGUCAAGAUGCUGGGAAAGCCGACAAGUUCGGCAACCUUCAACCCGUGGAGCACGAUUCAAGUUGUAGAGCUCAUAUUCUUCCUCCCUCUCAACCUGAUCCCCUAUGUCGGAACAAUUGCCUUUAUCGUCAUAACCGGGACGCGGAUGGGGAAGCUCUCACAUCACCGCUGGUUCCAACUUCGUGGCCUGUCAAAGGCAGCGCAAGCGAAGGAGAUCAAGAGCCUUGAGUGGGAAUACGUCUUCUUUGGGACUGUAGCCAUGAUUCUCGAGCUUAUUCCUGUGCUUUCAUUCUUCUUUCUCCUGACCACGGCCGCAGGUGCAGCCAUGUGGGCGGCUGAUCUAGAGAAGUCGAGGAGAAACGAAGCAGAAUCCAGCGCUAGGCAGGGAGCAUUAGCACGGUAUACAGAUGAC
Molecule: messenger RNA, 759 nt
Organism: Trichoderma reesei QM6a
Lineage: Eukaryota; Fungi; Ascomycota; Sordariomycetes; Hypocreales; Hypocreaceae
Exons: 2
Cellular component (GO): prospore membrane; lipid droplet; ascospore wall
Source: RefSeq, a predicted model, not a curated record